This is a messenger RNA of Amphibalanus amphitrite, 783 nucleotides long. Its product is annotated as endocuticle structural glycoprotein SgAbd-8-like. The transcript is spliced from 3 exons. NCBI's taxonomy places the organism in Eukaryota, Metazoa, Arthropoda, Thecostraca, Balanomorpha, Balanidae. Gene Ontology annotation, molecular function: structural constituent of chitin-based larval cuticle. Gene Ontology annotation, cellular component: chitin-based extracellular matrix. The record is from RefSeq and is a predicted model, not a curated record. The coding region runs from base 32 to 688 and encodes 218 amino acids.
AUCCGUGGGGUAUGCAUCAGUCGCGGGCUGUAUGACUGCUGCGGGCGGCGGCACUGCAAGUUUGACCGGCGGUUUCUUCAGGAGACUGGGUGACCAGACGGUGGCCGGCCGAUCAAGGUCGGCUGGUGUGGCCCCGGGGCAGAGAGGCCACUAUAUAACCCGUCUGCAGCCGGUCAGCCGGCAUCAGAUGAGCCCACAGCCUCCAUCUCCCCACAGCACCAUGAAGAUGUUCGUUGCUUUCCUGCUGGUGGCGGCUGCCUCGGCGGCUCCUCAGUUCGACCCUCAGUUCACCAGCCCCGUCCAGCCCUUCCAGCCGGAAGUCCGCAUUGUCAGCCAGAAGUUUGAGCAGGAUCAGGUUGGAAACUACGAGUACGGAUACCAGCAGGACAACGGACAGCAGGUACAGGAAAUCGGCCGCGUCGCCCCGGGCUCCCAGCCAGAGACCGGAAGCCUGGAGCAGCAGGGCAGCUACGAGUUCAUCGGUGACGACGGCAACACCUACCGCGUCGACUACACCGCCAACGAGGGUGGCUUCCAGCCGCAGGCCGCCCACCUGCCAGUGGCGCCGGCUCAGAUUCCCGAGUACGCCCAGCUGAGGCAGGAGCACCCGGAGCUGUUCUGGGCCGAGAACGGAGGAGCCGUCAUCCAGCAGCAACAGCAGUUUGGUCAGACUCAGCAGUUCUUCUAAACUGAGAUGAUCUGACCUGUGACAAAUAUUCGUGCAAUUAUCAUGUGUGUGCCGGCUUCAUGUUUUAUGAAGCCAAAUAUAUCCCCCAAUGCAUA